Molecule: messenger RNA, 2082 nt
Organism: Platichthys flesus (European flounder)
Lineage: Eukaryota; Metazoa; Chordata; Actinopteri; Pleuronectiformes; Pleuronectidae
Gene: emx2
Product: empty spiracles homeobox 2
Exons: 3
Coding region: 273-1016 (247 amino acids)
Biological process (GO): brain development; central nervous system development; neuron differentiation
Molecular function (GO): DNA binding; DNA-binding transcription factor activity, RNA polymerase II-specific
Source: RefSeq, a predicted model, not a curated record
UGUUUAUGGGACUGCAGCGCUAAUUAGGCUCAUGAACUAACAAAUCUGCCUGCACGAACCCGGCGAGGAAAACGAUCACAUCCAUGGAUUAGUCUGGGAGUAAGCCGAGCACUUUUUAUUUUCUGGCUUCCUCGGCGCUGCAGCCUUUUCCCUCUCCAACUUAUUUUUGUACUGCGCAGAAAACUUUCCCCUUUUCUUGGGUGUGGAGUAUUUUUUAAGCGAGAGCGCCGCGCCGACUUCCACUUAAACUGGGGAACCUGGACUAUCAGACCAUGUUUCAACCUACACCCAAGAGGUGUUUCACUAUAGAGUCUUUAGUGGCGAAGGAUAAUCCUGUACCGGCGUCCCGCUCCGAGGAGCCCAUCAGGCCAGCGGCUCUCAGCUAUGCAAACUCCGGACAGAUGAACCCCUUUCUGAACGGCUUUCACUCCGGUGGCCGGGGCGUCUACUCUAACCAAGACUUGGUGUUCGCCGAGGCGGUCUCUCAUCAGCAAAACUCCGGCGUCCCGGUGCACCAGGUGGCCCCGCCGCACGCUUUGGCCGGUCAUCCGCUUUCCUCGUCACACAGUCCGCACCCUCUUUUUGCCAGCCAGCAAAGGGACCCUUCAACUUUCUACCCGUGGUUAUUACACAGAUAUAGGUACUUGGGUCACAGAUUUCAAGGUAAUGAAACGAGUCCAGAGAGCUUCCUUUUGCACAACGCGCUGGCCAGAAAGCCCAAAAGAAUCCGGACAGCGUUUUCACCCUCGCAACUCCUGCGGCUCGAACACGCGUUUGAGAAAAACCAUUACGUGGUGGGAGCAGAAAGAAAACAGCUCGCCCACAGCCUUAGCCUCACAGAAACUCAGGUAAAAGUGUGGUUUCAGAACCGGAGGACGAAGUUCAAGCGACAGAAGUUGGAGGAGGAAGGCUCGGAGUCUCAGCAGAAGAAGAAAGGUUCGCAUCACAUAAACCGGUGGAGAAUGGCGACGAAACAGGGGAGCCCAGAGGAAAUUGAUGUCACUUCGGACGAUUAAAAAAAACUCAAGACAGACAAUAUGGUCGUUCGCGUGAAGGAGGAGGACAUGGAUAAAGGAUGUCGUGUAGAGACAAUGAGAGGGUAAUAAGCCAAUGUCACAUUUCAGAUCUCCGGGGAUCGGCAGCUGAGGGUGAGAGAAACCCGGCUGGUGGCACUGCUGUCACCGUGUGGGUCCGUCAAUCCACUUGAGCCGGGGAAACGUGACUGACGGUGUCUCAGUCCACCCACCUGCACCCUUCCACACACCAACCACCACCACUACAACCCCACAUCAUCCACCACCUCCAAUUCUUUCUUUUUCUCCAAUUCAUUUUGGACGUUUGCACUUCAGAAGUUGUUUUUUUUUAAUUACAAGAAAAAAAAAAAAAAGGUUCCACUCAAGAUACCAAAACACCAAACUGCUUUUGUAAAACUUGAAUUGCAUGGUAUAGUUUUUUCCUGCUAGCUGUUUUAAUUUGACAAAGUUUUUUCCAAACCGAGAAGAAGAUAAAAAAAAGAUAAAUUUUGUUUUAACUCUAUUUUCAAACUGAGAGAUGUCGUGCUUCUUCGUUUUUACAAAGUGUGCAGUCUUUAAUUAAUGAUUCUCGUGUAAAAGUGAUUGUGAAAACAUAUGAAGUAGCGGUGCUGCGUUAUAGUGUUUUUUUUUCCUUUAAAGAAAAGAGAGCAGAAAGUGAAUUUCGAUUUAUAUAUAAAAAAGAAGUGAAUCAGACCACAGACAAAAGUAUAGGCUACUUAAAGGGAAGGUAUCAGGACAUUCCUUUAACAUAAAGCUUUACCAAUGUGUGGCUGCAGUGCAUGGCCCCACGCACGCAGCCUUUCUGUCAGGACUUGACCCUCCAGUGAAAGUUGCCAAGAAGGACUAAAUGCAAGAAUUGAGGAGAAUUAAAAAAAAAAAAGCACUGAGCGUAUUCCAUGUACAGAAAUGCUAAAAGUUAAUGUUUCUGUUGAACCCUCUUUUACAGAAUGUAAAUAAUUUUUGUGUUUGUGUUAAGUUUGCUACAAUUUUAACACAAAGUAUACUUCCAAGAAGUAUGUAAUUGUCAAUAUUUUGUCAAUAAAGUUUU